AUGUCAAAGACGGAGGUGAAGAAGGAGGAGUGCAGUGAGCCCAGUCCGUCCCAGGCCGCGUGUCUCUGCUCUCCGUCGGUCAAGAACCGGUGCGCCAGCUGCGGAAUGGACAUCCACGACCGCUACCUGCUAAAGGUGAACAACCUGAACUGGCACUUGGGCUGCCUGGAGUGCUCCGUGUGCAGAGCGUCACUGAGGCAGCACAGCAGCUGCUAUGUCAAAAACAAAGAAAUCUACUGCAAACUGGAUUACUUCAGUAGGUUUGGGACCAAGUGUGCGCAGUGCGGUAGGCAGGUGUUUGCUAGUGACUGGGUGCGGAGGGCCCGUGGCAGCGUGUACCACCUGGCCUGCUUCGCCUGUUUCUCCUGUAAACGGCAGCUAUCCACUGGAGAGGAGUUUGGGCUGGUGGAGGGCAGGGUGCUCUGUCGGAAUCACUACGACACCAUGCUGGACAAUCUGCGGCGGGCGGCUGAAAACGGCACAGGUCUUACACUGGAGGGAGCCCUGCCCUCAGAUCAGGAUUGUCAACCUAAACCAGCCAAGAGGGCUCGCACCUCCUUCACCGCCGAGCAGCUACAGGUCAUGCAGACACAGUUUGCUCAAGAUAAUAAUCCCGACGCCCAGGCCCUGCAGAAACUGGCGGAACUGACAGGGCUCAGCAGGAGAGUUAUACAGGUUUGGUUCCAGAACUGCCGAGCGCGACACAAAAAGCUGCCUCCACAGAACAGCUUCUCUCAGGGUGCUCCUCUGACGCGCCUGCCCCCAUCUCUGCCCGACGACAUGCACUACUCUCCAUACAGCAACCCCGACCGGCCACACCUCCUGACUCUGCACGGAUACUUGGACAGUCAUUCUUUCUCUGUGCUCGCUGCCCCUGGACACUUGGCACAUCCUUCCAUCUCGCUGCCACAACUCCCCAUCAGUCGCUGA
This is a messenger RNA of Knipowitschia caucasica, 930 nucleotides long. The record is from the annotation of a GenBank genome assembly. NCBI's taxonomy places the organism in Eukaryota, Metazoa, Chordata, Actinopteri, Gobiiformes, Gobiidae.